This is a messenger RNA of Aspergillus ochraceoroseus IBT 24754, 1302 nucleotides long. RefSeq lists its product as uncharacterized. Gene Ontology annotation, molecular function: DNA-directed DNA polymerase activity. Gene Ontology annotation, cellular component: nucleus; delta DNA polymerase complex. Gene Ontology annotation, biological process: DNA synthesis involved in UV-damage excision repair; DNA replication; nucleotide-excision repair, DNA gap filling. The record is from RefSeq and is a predicted model, not a curated record. Bases 1 to 1302 code for a protein of 433 amino acids. Lineage: Eukaryota; Fungi; Ascomycota; Eurotiomycetes; Eurotiales; Aspergillaceae. The transcript is spliced from 8 exons.
AUGGCGGUCGCAGAGUACAAGAAAUAUCUGGCCGAGAACGUCCUCAAUGAGCGCCGGACCGUCACUUAUCGAUCACUAGGCCGAGCAUUUAAGGUCCAUAGCACGUUGGCUAAGCAGAUGCUCUACGAUUUCCAUCAUAACGAGAACGCCAAAAAAACCAAGAGUGUGGAUGCGACCUAUGUCCUAACGGGAGUCCCCAAGGCUAUCGAAUCUCCUGUAACGAACGGAGCCGGCGCAACGGGCAGGGAUGAGAAUCUAGAUGAUAUUAUGCCGAGUAGCCCCUAUAUCAGCAGCUCUAUGCCGAACCAGGAGUCCGCGGUUGAUCGGAUUCCCGUCUCAUCGGUUCUAUUAGUGCGGGGGGGAGACCUAGAAGAUGCCAAAUCGACAUUCGAGUCCCUCUCAUCCAUAUACAUUUACAGCCUUCAACCUACUGCCCUACAGGAUCUCAAUGUGCUCACCGACGUUGGUCGCGAGAUGCUUGCAACACACGCGAAAGAGGAUCCUUUGGAAUACGGAAAGCAAUGGGGCAUGAUCCAGAAUAAAAAUGUCAAGCGGAGAACGGGGACCCAACCGCCACCUCCUCCCCCGCCAUCGAACAGUACUAUACCCGCAAAACGGCCGGCGCAGUCUGAACCGUCGAAGACAGAACCCAAAAGGGAUGACGUUCCAAAGCCCUCACAGCGCCAGGAGCCUCCGUCGUCCACGAAACCUACGGAGAAGGCAGCGCCAGUAAAGAAAGAAAAGGGGAAUCUGUUCAGCUCGUUUGCCAAGGCCAAACCGAAGCAAAAGAAGGAGGAAUCGUCUACACCAGCUGCACGGGGUGCAGAAUCGGUAAUCGUUUUAGAUGAUGCUUCCGACGAGGAGCCAGAGGAGCUUUUCCCCGAGUCCAAGAAACCCGCGUCUAACGAGACACGUGAAACAAGGAAGGAGCGAGAAGAGAAACUGAAGAAGAUGAUGGAAGACGAUGACGACGAAGAUGAGGAAAUGCCCGACAUCGCAGAUCCACCAGAAGAACCCAGCAACCUCAUCGACCAGGCCCCUCCCAAGCAGGAAGAUCUCAAAAUGGAGGCUACCGUAAAAGGUGGCCGCCGGAGAGGAAGACGGCAGGUCAUGAAGAAGGUAGUAAAGAAGGACAGUGAUGGCUAUCUCGUGACUGUUGAAGAGGCCUCCUGGGAGUCGUUCUCCGAAGAUGAGCCAACACCGCCGCCUCCGAAGAAGAAGCCGGUGGUGAGCGCGCCCAAAGGCAAGACAGGAGCUAAAGCAGGACAAGGAAAUAUUAUGUCAUUUUUCUCCAAAAAGUGA